AGAGAGAGAGAGAGAGAGAGAGAGAGGGUGAGUGAGUGAGUGACAAUGCUGGGCUCGAAAUCUAUCUCACUAUUAAGGUCGACUUCAUCAUAUUUAAGCGUUUAAGUUGUGCGAAGUUCGCGGUUUCACCUACGUCAUAUCAUUUGAAGUGCAUAUCUCGGAAAUCUCCUUCAACGAGUGUGUGUAUGGCAAGAUGCUAGAAUCACCCCUUAUCAAUGACCCAAACCUGACUUUGUUUGCGUGCAAAAUGUCAGAAAUCUACACGCUAGUUCCCUGAGAUCAAUGACGGAUUCAUUAAGACUCUCUUGACUGAUACUCUUGAUGGAGCGCCAUUUUGAAUGAAUCUUCCGCUUCUUCCAUCGAUUCUAUUCUACCGGGAGCCUCCGCGCACUACAGUCACACAGGACAAAUCAACCAGUUGUUAGAGACAGUGAAAGGGAUAUAUAGCUCACGCCGUUUCCUAUGAAUUGUCUCAUUUUUGGUUCUCCUCACACAUAUCUCAUUUUAUCACCUCCAUCUUGAAUUAAGAACAAUCUCAACUUCGAAUACAUCCACGGGACCCUUUAUACCAUCCCUCGUCCACCGUUUUGCAGGCACACCACCUUACAAACCCCAACAAAUCCUAAGCCCUUUCAUUGCCGAGACAAGGACAUCCAAUGGCGCCGGUUUAUGCACUGAGCUUGUCGAAAUAUAAUGGCCCUGACAAUGGCGUUGUCUGGCUACCAGGAUCACUUGGGUUUGUUCUGCGAGUCUAUUGUUCAGGAUCCACGUUGUUUGACGACCCUUUCAAAGACAUCGGAGUGACUUGCACCACUAUUACCAAGGACAGCGCUGGCCACCUAAUUUCCCGCUAUGAGAGGUGGUAUUCUCUUGAAUCUAACUUUACCUCUACAAAGCACGAGAAGGAUGGGUCAAGUUCCCUAGUUCUAGCUCUGCUGGCUGAUCUUAAGGACGUCGGCAACGUUCGAAUCAACUUUAGCAUCAAGAAGAAGUUGGCGAAUGGCACAUUCCAGCUCAUGGGGGGUUCAGAGCUGGACGUAGACCGCGCAAUUAGGACCAUGGACUUGGACCAGGUGAAGAAGGAAACCGAAGCGGAAUUGAACAAGUAAGACAGGUAAACUGGCGAGCUAUCUCGCGACGGGCCAUUUUUUUGCAUGCAUCUCUUACAGGUAGCAUCCAAUAACGAUCCGGCAAGCCUGCUCGCCUUCUUCUUCGCCCCGCCCCGCCCCGCCCCGCUCAACACAGCUAUUUUCGGGACCUCCUCCAACCGCAUCUAACAAUUUUUCGGGCCUUACCUUAAUCCGCGACGAUUGUCCCAUUUCCACCCCUCCGACCUCUGUGUGCCUAAAGACCAGAUCGCGACUGGUGGCGACGCAGCGACCUACUCUCAUUGACGAUGGAUAUCAUAUCUAUUGAACGCUUAUUUGAUUGAUUUUUAAAGGAAGGAAAGAAAGAAAGAGUAACAAUAUUAAUAAGAAUCCAAACACUACAUUUUGUUCCUCUGGAAUCUUGCUACCAUUUACUUUUCCUAAUUUUCCUGUUUGAUGUUCAAGAUAAUCCUGUACGUUUAGAAGAGCGUCGCUAUGGUAGGGAUAUGAAAUAAGUACUCGUACUCCUCUACUUUAAAUUUCGCAAAGCUGCAAUCAUUUCGACGCAUAACUACUUCUGAUACCCUAUCAGCUUGAAAGAUGUAGGUUAACACAACGGACACUCCGGGUUCAACAGAGCAUUCAGAUGAUCAGGUGCGUCGCCUCCCCGUAUCACAUUACCCACUGCGGCUGGUCUUAAGAGGUUGCCAGCUUUUCAAGAACGGAUAACGGGAGGACGGAUGUUAAAGCAUGCACAUAGUAAUUGGUUACGCUGCGUAGUUGCGUCGCAGUCGAGCUCCCGCGCUAGUUAAAAACAAGCAACUAUUAGCCUCGUCCUCGGGUCUUAAUGCUAGCGUUAGAAGAAUGUUACAGAAAUGUCACGCGCGCAGAGAUGAGGCCGCAAACCAGCAACUUACAGGCGUAACGGUCCUGAUGAGAAUGUUGCGGGGUGGAG
Blastomyces gilchristii SLH14081 is the source of this 2043-nucleotide messenger RNA. RefSeq lists its product as uncharacterized. NCBI's taxonomy places the organism in Eukaryota, Fungi, Ascomycota, Eurotiomycetes, Onygenales, Ajellomycetaceae. Bases 657 to 1109 code for a protein of 150 amino acids. The transcript is spliced from 3 exons. The record is from RefSeq and is a predicted model, not a curated record.